UUGACACUUGACACACUUCCAUUUAAUAACUUACGUACGAGGGAGCGAUGUGGACAAAAUCUAAAUGAGUAGGUCUAAAAUGGAGGAGCGUAUGUGAAAAAUUUAUGUCAUUCACACUCUUCUGUGUCUUUUGUAAGAAUAAAAGAGCAAGUUCUCUCACUUAGUUAAAGCUACAAGAUGGGUGUAUUUGCUAGCAAGAACAUGAACAAUUUAAGUGACAAAGAUGUCAAAGGGUUGAGGGAGAAGACAAGGUUUCUUGAGAAGGAAAUGAAUGAGAUGGUUCAUGAGAGAGAAAAAGAGAGCAAGGCUUAUGAGGAAGACAUGAUGGUUUUUGCAUUUAAGGAAGCCGAGUGGAAGCAAGAGAAGAUGAAGCUAAGAGAGGAGGUAAAGAGGUUGAGGAAGAUAGUGGAUGAGAAAGAAGACAAGAUUAGAGGGAUUGGGGAGAAGAGUGAGAAAGAGAAAGAGUGGGAAUUGUUGGGAACGAGCUUCUUGGUGGAGCAAAUGAGGGAGGAGAGAGCUCGGAGAGAUGAGGCUGUGGAGAAGUGGAAGCAACUAUAUCUUGCUAUUAAGAUGGAGCUUGAUGAUCUCAUUCAAAGAACAAAUCAUGCUUCAGGGGAUGUACAGUAUUGGAGAGCAGAGGAAGAGGACAUGAUAGAAGAGUUACAGAGGGAAUUGCUUGCCAAGGAAGAGACUAUCAAAGCCUUAAAAGAGCAACUAGCUUCUAUAGAGCACGAAGAAUACAAGAAGGAACGAGAGAUUGACAUAUUGAGGCAAAGCUUACGAAUUAUGAGCAGUAAGAAGCCAUCGCGUAUCACCAAGAAUGUUGCCUGAAUGUUCCCUAGCGUUAAUUAGUUCCUUCUUGUAACUAUAAAAUCAUAACGCUAUUGAUGCACAGUAAAUUAGUAUGUUUUACAAUGGAUUCAUUCAAUUGAAGAAGAAGAAAAAUGCUAAAUUGGCCUACUUGCAACAA
Messenger RNA from Quercus robur (English oak), 970 nucleotides. RefSeq lists its product as uncharacterized. Lineage: Eukaryota; Viridiplantae; Streptophyta; Magnoliopsida; Fagales; Fagaceae. Bases 178 to 831 code for a protein of 217 amino acids. The record is from RefSeq and is a predicted model, not a curated record. The transcript has 2 exons.